Dissoconium aciculare CBS 342.82 is the source of this 516-nucleotide messenger RNA. RefSeq lists its product as uncharacterized. Gene Ontology annotation, molecular function: phosphatidate phosphatase activity. Lineage: Eukaryota; Fungi; Ascomycota; Dothideomycetes; Mycosphaerellales; Dissoconiaceae. The transcript has 2 exons. The annotation marks the transcript as partial. The record is from RefSeq and is a predicted model, not a curated record. Gene Ontology annotation, cellular component: actin cortical patch.
CCUUCAGCACAUUUCCAUUGGCUUUCAGAUACGCCGGAGCUUGGCUAUGACUUUUAUGUCCAGGGUAUAAAUAAGUAUUAUCCUGCAGGCACGUUUGACUUUCGACCGAUGAUAUACGACAGCAUCCACGAGACGAUGAGUCCUCGCUACAACAAUCUGCACCGGCUCAUGGAGUCCUUUCCACGUCGAAAGUUUGUCUUCGUCGGCGACACAACGCCAGGUUCUACACUUAAGACCUACAUCGGCCUCGCAAAAGAGUACCCGGAUCAAGUCCAGUGCAUAAUUGUCAGGGAUGUUUCUGCCACGGAGCCAGCCAACUGGAUCACACCGAACUUGAAAGAUCUGCGGAAGCUCAAGGGCAAAUACAUCAUCUUUGAUACACCUCAAGAUCUCGACAACACUACUUCUUUGAUGACUCGGUUGCAGAGUGGUGAGCAGGCUGGAUGCGGCGGUGUGGACAUUGAUACCGGCGCCCAUGGUUACGGUCCCAUUAGCUCGAUGGUGAUCUCAGCAUAG